AUGGCCUACAUGCACAUGCACAAACACACACACACACACACACAUACAGACACAGAGACCACGUUGAACGACGAAGGCCGGAGAACCCCGGGCCAGCAAACAUCGGAGUCCCGCCGAAUGACCUCGACUUCAACACAACUUUCCACUGGUACCCUUCCGCCAGGAAGGAGAGGAUCUGCGCUCCUUGAAGGCUCUUGUAGCGCUUGGCAGAAAUGGAGCCAAAAGGGUCCUGGUUAA
Messenger RNA from Protopolystoma xenopodis, 237 nucleotides. The record is from the annotation of a GenBank genome assembly. NCBI's taxonomy places the organism in Eukaryota, Metazoa, Platyhelminthes, Monogenea, Polystomatidea, Polystomatidae.